AGUAGACCUGCAAACGCAUUCAAGUCACUAGCAACAACAAGCACGCAACGCAAAGAGUGAAAAGAGGGACUCAUACGAGUCCGAUCCCUUUUUUCUCUGAGCCCGUGAGCAAGCAAGCAUGAGAACCACCCUGCAACGAACCGUUGUUUGGCACGACGGCGAAGGGACUUGCAAAGGGAAUGGCGAUGUGAAUACAAAUGUCACUAUCGAAGAAGACCUGGUUCUCCUCUUUCUGGGAUGCGAGGCCCUUCCCCCCUACGGUCCCUACGACCACACGGCCUUGCUAUUUCUGGAUCUGAUCGCAUCCGCCCUCUCGUACACACUCCAGCCGAAUCACGAGCGCACGAUCGUCCUGGAGGUGUACGCGGUGUCCGAGGAAGAAGGCCCUACACGCUAUCCGUCUGACGAGGACAUGGAAAGAUGCGACGGCGUGAUUAUUCCGGGAUCCUUUUCUGCCGCGUACGACAAAGAGAAACAAUGGAUCCUAGUAUUGAAGGAUUGGAUCCAAACCAAUUUGGUGGCUCGCUCGGUCCCCACCCUCGGUGUUUGCUUCGGUCACCAGCUGUAUGCACAUUCGUUUUCUUCGAGCUGUUUGUCGAAUGGCGGCAUCGGCGACGAAGCACCGAACCACAACGACUCUGAAAAACACAAUGGUGACGGGGUUGCCAUAAAAUGCCCGGCUGGUCCACAAGCCGGACGAAAAACGACCGAAUUGACAGCCGCCGGGAGAGCCUUUGUGAAAGGAACUCUCAACAACGGCAAGUGCAGUACAACUUGCACAGAUACUGGACUCGAUCUAUUCUACACACACGGCGAUAUGGUGGAAAGCCUCCCUUCUCAAGGUGUGUCUCUCGGAGGGAACAAAAACGUACCUAUCCAAGCUGCGAUUUACUUCUCUGCUCCUGUUUCUGAUUCGUGUGAUAGUACUCUUCGUGACAUUCUCUGCGGUAACGUUGGUGACGACGAAGACAACAAAGAUAAGGAAGCCAAAGACGGCCGUCCGAAAGUGAUAGCGGUCACGUUUCAGGCCCAUCCAGAGUUUUCGUCGCUUGGAAACGAAUCAAAAGGGGACGAAACCCUUCACAAGACUAUGAAACUAAUGAAAGAGAACGGUGAUUUGAGCGAGCAAGAUUUUCUCGCUGCCAAAGAUGAUGCGUAUGCAAGUGUUCUACGGGUCAAAGAACACAGCGUGAAUGCCAUGAUCACGGCUGGUAGACUAUUGGAUUGGUUUCGGUAUACAUGACCAAUUGUAACACUUGAUGCUUGUUUUAUGUUGAAGUUCUUUUCCAUGAAUGGAUGCAGACGUACAAUUAUUUAUCGAAUUCUACAUCACAAGAUUCGAUUCUAGAUUUCUUGUGCAUCGGAACAUAAAAAAUUGUGUCCAUU
Messenger RNA from Pseudo-nitzschia multistriata, 1386 nucleotides. NCBI's taxonomy places the organism in Eukaryota, Bacillariophyta, Bacillariophyceae, Bacillariales, Bacillariaceae. The record is from the annotation of a GenBank genome assembly.